AUGUCCCAAAAUAAUAAUAAGCAGGCUCUUAACGUUAAAGAUGCUUUGUCAUAUCUUGAUCAGGUGAAGGUGCAAUUCUCAGAACAGCCGGAUGUGUAUAAUAGGUUCCUUGAUAUAAUGAAAGACUUUAAAAGUCAGGCUAUAGACACGCCCGGCGUCAUUGAGCGAGUAUCGUCUCUUUUCAAAGGGCAUCCUGCUUUGAUACAAGGAUUCAAUACAUUUUUACCUCCCGGGUAUCAUAUUGAGUGUUCAACCAAUCCUCAUGAUCCUGAUUCCAUCCGUGUUACGACACCUAGCGGGACUACAACAACCUCAAUUGGUCCCAUGGAUCCACACCAUGGACCGACACUUUCUACUGUAUCCAAUAUUACAAGUUCAGGAUAUUAUUCAAAUGCUAGCUACCCACACCCUCCACCUCAUUCUUUAAUGCCAACUUUGCAACCGCAUCCUCCGGGUUCUUCUAUGCCAAUACAAACAGUUUCUUAUCGUAUUGGUUCUCCUCAGCAAUCUGUAGGACAAUCGGUGGCUCAACAAACUAUUGCACAGGCAGUGCAGUCUGUGGGACUUGGUGUUGCUGAAAAUACUUCUCCUCAGCAACAAGGUAAAAAGGCACCUGUCGAAUUCAAUCAUGCUAUCAACUACGUAAAUAAGAUUAAAACCGAUGAUGAAAAUUUUUUUGCGUUUAAGAAUCGUUUUUCGACAGAGCCGGACACUUAUAAACAGUUCCUAGAAAUCUUACAAACAUACCAGAAGGAACAAAAGCCAAUCCAGGAGGUUUACUCCCAAGUUCAAGUACUUUUUAAAAAUGCGCCAGAUCUUCUGGACGAAUUCAAACAGUUUUUACCUGAUACAUCCGGUAAUGUAGCGUCAGGUGGUUUAUUUGGACCCAUUCUUCAAAAUCAUGGUACGCCAAAACAGUCACAUUUAUUACCUGCCAUUUCAGCGAUUGCUAAUAGUGGCUCCGGUCAUGGAGCCACUAGAUUGCCAUCUGUCGGUAAUUUCUCGUCACAAUCAUCUGUUAACUUAUCGGUAAACGAUACAUUCAAGAAGGGUUCGGGCAUUGGAUCGACGAACAAUGGUUUGGGGUCUGUGGUUGGACCAAAUUCUACUGGUUCCUCCAGUGUAAACAAGAAAAAAAGGACCGGACUUCCCAACUCGGAUCGAAGUCCUAGCUUGAUAUCUAGCAAGCCAAAGAAAUCAAAGUUAUCUCACAAGCCUUCAGGUGAUCAGGUUCAUGCAAGCUCAUCAUCAAUACCAGUUAAACUUGAGUCACAAAAAGCAAUGGAGCCACAGCCUUUGGCAUCUACCGAAGAAUUAGAAUUCUUUGAAAAAGCCAAGAAGUACAUUUCAAAUAAGCACAGCUAUAACGAAUUCCUUAAGCUCCUAAACUUGUAUAGUCAAGAAAUUUUGGAUGGCCAAUCUUUGCUCAAGUAUAUGGCACCUUUUUUGGGGGGAACGAGCUCCGACUUAUAUGCUUGGUUAAAACAGUUCCUUAAAUUAAACGAAAGAGACGAGAUCGUUCAAAAUACCGCUAAUUCCAGACCACGUGUUGAUUUGGAAGGAUGCAUUUCAUACGGACCAAGUUACCGACAGUUACCUGAAUCAGAGGCUAACAUGCCUUGUUCUGGUAGAGACGAACUGUGUUAUGAGGUACUAAAUGAUAAAUGGGUAUCGCAUCCCACAUGGGCCAGCGAAGAGGCCGGAUUCGUAUCACAUAAGAAGAAUCAAUUCGAAGAAGCUUUACAUAAAUGUGAAGAGGAAAGAUAUGAAUAUGAUAUGUUUAUUGAAGCCAAUCUUCAUACGAUUCAUCUAUUGGAACCGAUUGAGAAGAAGAUUAAUACCAAAUUGACACCUGAAGAAAAGGCUAAAUUUAAACUUGAACCUGGUCUAGGAGGACAAUCAAUGAUAUAUCAGCGUAUUAUAAAGAAGGUAUAUGACGUUGAAAAAGGACUUGAAGUCAUUGAUGCUUUACAUAACAAUCCAUGCACUGCCGUUCCGGUAGUGCUCAAACGACUUCGACAAAAAGAUGAAGAAUGGAAACGAGCAAGGAGAGAAUGGAAUAAAAUAUGGAGAGAGAUUGAUGCCAAAAAUUAUUACAAGUCUCUGGAUCAUCAAGGAAUAACAUUCAAGAAUGAUGAUAAAAAAGCUUUAACACCUAAAUAUUUAGUUGCUGAAAUUGAAAAUCUUCGUCGCGAGCCUUCUGACGAAGGUGAGCCUGCUGAAUAUCAAUUCAAAUUUAUCUUUAAGGAUUUAGAAGUCUUCAAAGAUGUGGCUCGCAUUCUCUUUGGUUAUAUGGAUCGGUCACUAACGGUUGCACCAAGUGAUCGUGAAAAGAUCGAACGUUUUUUUAAGACAUUUGUACCAAGCUUUUUUGAACUUCCACCAAAUAUGUUCGAUGGCUUAAAUCACGAAGAUUCGGCUAUGUUGGUUGAUCAUGAAGAAACUUCGACAAAUAUAUCAACUGACAAUAUUGAUGGAGAGCCUUUAAAUGCGGAACCAAUAAGUGGAAUGUGGAUUCAGGUUUCAAAAGAAUCUCGUGAGAAUAUUCGAGCCGUUGUUGCUAAUGCCGGAAAUGCGAAACAAAAAAAAAAGUCUACCCGUCUCGAAACGAUGAAGGAAAGUGCACAAGAGAUAUCAUCAUCUACGUCUCAAGUUAGGGGACCAAGUGCUGUAGCUACCGAAUUAGGUCUCCUGCCUGAUCGCAUUGACCCGGAUGUUGACAUGGAUUUAAACAAAGGUGACCCAUAUGCAGUUAUGCUAGAAUUAAUUGAAAAACAAUUCGAUGGAGAUAUGGAAUUACCGGUUUUUGAGGAAUGCCUUCGAUAUAUAUAUGGCACAAAAGCAUACAUAAUGUUUACUGUGGAUAAACUUGUCCAAAAUAUGACUAAACAAGAUAAAGAUGAGCGAGCUAUGACAAUAUUGCUGUCGGGGCGUGAUUACACACUGGGCAACGCAGUUUCAUCCGAGGGAAAAUGGGCGUAUUAUAUGUAUAGUUACAUGUCGUUGAACCCUACCGAAGGCGUGUCAGCGAAAACCGAACGACCUUUCCUUAAAAGAAAUUUGCCAUCUGUUGAUGUUUCGGAGCAAAUAAUGUCUAAUGUUUUAACUCGAAAUGGUUUGGAAAUCAAAAUUUGUAUUAAUUCGUAUCACGUUUUCUUCGUUAACAAUACUGAAGAUAGUUUUAGAAGAUUGAAUUCUGCGGUACCAACAUCAAAAUUAAAAGAGGAUACUGCUCAACGUAAAAAAAAUUGGCGACGUUGGAUAGAAUCCAAUAUUAGCGAUCAGAUGGAAAUGUAA
Molecule: messenger RNA, 3297 nt
Organism: Cetraspora pellucida
Lineage: Eukaryota; Fungi; Glomeromycota; Glomeromycetes; Diversisporales; Gigasporaceae
Source: the annotation of a GenBank genome assembly